AUGCCAGCUAAGAAGAAAGAUCCACCAGACGGACGUAAUGUCCCUCCAAGUGCCAACACGAUGAACUUUGUGAACCCAGUUUAUCAGAAUCAGUGGCCUACACAAGCUCAAAUGCAACAAGCCCAAAUGGCAGCAGUGGCUGGCCACUUAGCAGAGAAUCCAAGAGUGCCUCCCGGACUUGUACGGGAAAACGGAGGACAACGUCAUGAUCAUCAUCAGAACCAGCUGCAGCAUCAGCAACAUAUUCAGCAACUUCAACAGAUUCACCAACAACAGCAGCUGCAGCAGCUGGAACAACAUCGCCAUCACCAUCUGCAGCAAAAAAAUUAUCGGGACCAACAACUUCAACAGGAGCACCAGCAGCAGCUUCAUCAACAGCAACAGAGGCAGCAAAAUCAGCCGAACCAGCAAACUCCACUGCAGCAACUACAACACCAGCUUGAUCGAAAAGUUCAAAACAAUCAAUCAAUAGGGUCAUCGUCAGGACUUGGUGACACGAUCAUCAAUAAAAUGGCUCGUGUAAGAACGCAAAACUUGCAAUCUACGCCACCGACAAAUGCUUCAAGACGUCAUAAUGAACCGACGGACCCUCGUCUUAAUGCAAUCCCUAUCGGUCGAAAAGAGACCGCUCCCCCAUGGACAGGAAACAAUGUCAGCAGACGUGGGCCACGAAAGACUUCUCAUCGGGCCUUAGAGAAUGAGGAGCAAGCUCACGUUGGUCAAACGGAUGCUCCAACAGAUCACACGCUAGAGAUUCCAGCUGAAAUUCUGAACCAAACUCGUUUUCAACAACAACAAGCAAACCAACUUCCACAAAAUAUAGGAAUACAUCCACCUGGCUUUGGGUCAGCAGCACGUACUCAUCCUCUCUCUGCGUUGCGGCAUCAUAUGCCAGCAGUCACUCAGGCUUACACUAUUACUGUAAAUCAAAACGAGACAAUUCUGAAUACUAAAAAUGCAAAUGUUCAAGUAACUCGUAACGCGCAGACACCUUCAAUUGUGAAAAUUGAGGAGAUGGAAAUAAAACAAGAAGUAGAUCACGAGUUGGAUCAAGCAGAAUUUUUGCUAAAUACUUUAGCAAUAUAUCAACAAGCUGUCACAGCGGCGCAACCCGCGGAUGGAAAUCCACGCGUUCCAGUCACACCUGAAACGCCAAUUUUAUCUGAUCAACUUCGUGCACGUAUUCAAUCGCAAGAAUAUGCUGAGCUGUCAUUCUCUGAUUUACUUGCAACCGCUUCCAACCAACUUGCGAUCGAUCCGAGCACAUCUGCCACUCUUUCCAACGACCACCAGCCAAGUGAGCCAACUACACCGAGUAAACGUGUGGAAGGGGGCGGACUCCCACCACCAACUGUCAGAAGGCCGAGAAAAACAGCUCACAGAGAAGAGGAGAUGGGGAUACAAUCUGGUAAUCAAAAGAAAGAAGAAAACCCGACUUCAUUACCUGCGCUUGGAACACACAUCAAGGUAACAAGGGGUCGGAAACCGAAGCUGGGAAGAGAGAAACCUGUCAAAGACCCGAAUAAUCCACAAAGAAAGCGAGGCAGGCCCAGCAAAGCUGACAUUAUGCUGAAAAAAAUCAAGAAAGAAGAACCAGGAUGGAAGGAAACGACGAUCAACCGUUCUACACAUAAUGCUAAUGCUUACGAACCGCCAUUGGUGAACAAUCCCCUUCCAUCUACAUGUGUUCCUCCAGUUGCUCCAUCACCAACAAGAGCCGCAGUGAACGUUCCAAAAUCGGUCAGAAGUCUCCCAGAUUCAAAAUCAGAUCAUGGAGUUUUGUUACCUGUUCCACCAGUUGAGCUUUCAAUCGAACAACAACGAGAAGAAUGGGAUAGACGACUUCUGGAAAAUGCACUCAUCGAUGGGGCCUUCCAAAUGUUUGGGACGUUUCGAAUGCUACUUUGA
Molecule: messenger RNA, 1908 nt
Organism: Caenorhabditis briggsae
Lineage: Eukaryota; Metazoa; Nematoda; Chromadorea; Rhabditida; Rhabditidae
Exons: 5
Coding region: 1-1908 (635 amino acids)
Source: RefSeq, a predicted model, not a curated record